Messenger RNA from Ceratosolen solmsi marchali, 1166 nucleotides. It is a transcript of the gene otp, whose product is annotated as orthopedia homeobox. The record is from RefSeq and is a predicted model, not a curated record. Gene Ontology annotation, molecular function: DNA binding; DNA-binding transcription factor activity, RNA polymerase II-specific. The transcript has 6 exons. Gene Ontology annotation, biological process: regulation of DNA-templated transcription; neuron differentiation. Lineage: Eukaryota; Metazoa; Arthropoda; Insecta; Hymenoptera; Agaonidae. The coding region runs from base 1 to 1119 and encodes 372 amino acids.
AUGCUCAAUAAUAUCUCCGCCGGCGGCUCUAUUCACAGUAUUUCAGGAGCAAAAGACCUUCAUGCCCAAGACGUUAAGCGUCACGAUAAAUUGGACGGCGUUUUGGGAGUAAAUUUAGGCAGUGGCCUAUCCGCCGGCGGAGGUCUAACGCUUCCUCAAGAAUUAAUCAUGACGAUGCCAGGUGCAGGAGGUGGAUGCUCGGUCGUCCAGGGCGACGAUAAACCAGCAAAACAGAAACGACAUCGGACAAGAUUUACACCAGGUCAACUAAGUGAGCUAGAGAGAUGUUUUAGUAAAACCCAUUAUCCAGACAUUUUUCUCAGAGAAGAAAUCGCAAGUCGAAUUGGUCUCACCGAAAGCCGGGUUCAAGUGUGGUUCCAAAACCGUCGCGCCAAAUGGAAGAAACGCAAGAAGACGACGAAUGUGUUCAGGUCACCGGGUGCUCUUUUACCUUCACACGGACUACCGCCUUUCGGCGCCAUGAGCUCGGAAUUGUGUGGCGCCGCUGGAAUGUUCCACGCGCCCGCCGAUCGAUGGGGAAUGGGUCCAGGGUUGAGCCAGUUGAGUCAAGGUGGAAUGAGUAUGGGUGGUUUCGGACAAAGUUUGGGUCAGCUCGGUCAACAAAGCUCGGGAGGUCUGGGCUCAAGUCUCGGUCUAGGAAAUGGCGGCCAGUUGAUAAGCAGUCCCUCACAGACGGUCUAUCAGGCUAGCUACGGUUUGAAUUCACUUGGUGGCGUGCAUAUGUCAGCGUCACGGGGCUCACCACCUAGUGGCGGUUCAUCCGUUGGCGGCGGCGGCGGCGGUACUGGUCAAGGUGGCGGUGGUGGCGCGGGUGCCGGAGGUCUCGGCUCAUCUUUAACUUGUGGUCAAAAUUCACCGAGCGGUAAUGGAGCUGGUAACAAUGGUGCCAGUGGUAGUAACAGCGGCACGGGUGGUGCUAAUUCCUGCGGUGGCGAGAGCGGAAGUGGCGUAGAGGCGACAGAUUGGCGAGGAGCGCACAGCAUCGCAGCAUUGAGACGUCGCGCGUCCGACGCCUCGCAGCAGCAACAGUACAGUCCGCAGCCGACCGGGCCACCGCCACAAUAUGGCCACGACAUUGAGUACAGCUCCGUUUAUUAGAGGGAUGACGCCAAAGUGCGUUGAAUUUUAGCGGCCGCGAAAUCAUU